AUGCCCAGCAUCACCCCCACAGUGGUAUUUCCUUGUUUUCCAGAGCGAAAGGCUGUCUGGGAUGCAGUGGCCAGCAACAUCCAACAACAGCUGUUGCUGCACAAGGGGAUCCGAAUUCCCACCCUUGGGUCUUUUGAUGUGGUCCACACAGAAACCCUGGUGGAGAACAAGACUGUGAUCCUGCAGAGGCCAGUGUUCCACCUGGCCAGGAAUCUCGGAGGAGUCCAAAACCUGGAAAAUAGGGAUGAUCUGGCUGGGGGUAAGCAGCUGGAGCCUCUGAAAUAUGCCAAGGUGGCCACACAAGCCUCUGUGUCCCGGAAGAAAGUGGAGUGCUGCAUCCUUGGCACCAUGUCCCUGCUGCACCACUGCCUGGAGAAGGGCAUGAGUGUCGCCUUUGUCCUGAGGGAUGUGGGUGUGCUCCUCAUUGAAGGCAGCAUGGUGCUAAUGAGAUUCUACCUGGACUUCUUGGAGAAAGUGACUGGGGAGAGGAUCCAGGACAGGGCUACACUAAAGGCUCUCCAGCAGCUGGACAUUGUGGUUUCCCGGGUGGUGCCCGUUGCUUCCCUGAGCUUCAGUGGCCAUGUCAUCAUCUUUCCCAACUUUGAACAGACAUUUCAGCCGACAUCACUGCCCAGGGAUCAUCUCAAGGACUUUGGAUUUGUUCCUGGAGAGGACAAGAGGAACAAAAUAAGUUUGCCACCCAUAAGACAAGGCAUGGAAGGGAGACUUCCUGGCCUGCCCAUGCCUGCUUACCAGGGUUCCACUGCCAAGGCAGGAGAGCAGCCCCAGGAUGAGGAGGUGAUGGAGAUAAGGCACAGCCCUCGGGUCAGGAAGCUGCCAGUGAUCUCAGGGGCUGCUGCCAGAAGAAAGCAGCCUGUGGCUGACCAAGACACGGGCAAGCCUGAUGCCAUGGCUUCACAGUUGCCCAUGCUGAAGAAGAGAGAAAUGGUUGCCAGAGGCCCGUGGCCCUGGGUGGAGUGA
This is a messenger RNA of Pyrgilauda ruficollis (rufous-necked snowfinch), 981 nucleotides long. It is a transcript of the gene CCDC81, whose product is annotated as coiled-coil domain containing 81. Bases 1 to 981 code for a protein of 326 amino acids. The record is from RefSeq and is a predicted model, not a curated record. The transcript is spliced from 9 exons. Gene Ontology annotation, cellular component: centrosome. NCBI's taxonomy places the organism in Eukaryota, Metazoa, Chordata, Aves, Passeriformes, Passeridae.